GUAAAUCCCAGAUCCGGAGAGCCGGGAGUCUAACAGUGACCUCGGCGCCUGCCAAACCCUGCGGCCCUUGAUAACCUAUAGGACACUUAAUAUAUUCCUGUUGUCUACCCUGCGCGCACGUGCCCUUGCUGUUUACCCCGCUUAACGUGCCCCGUGCUGUCUACCCGCUUGCCGCUUGCCGGAUCCCCUAUGGUGUACUCACUGAAUGUGCUCUGGCUGUAUAUUCUGUCUCAUGUGCCCCUGCUGGGUGUCCAGCGUGGACACGGUGCUGCCGUGUGACCGCAGUGGACGUGACAGCUUCUGGGCGUGAGGCGUCUGCAGGUGUGUCAACUGGAAGCGGGUGGAACCACAAGCUCGCUGACUUUGCCCCUGCAGACUCUGCUCCCAUCGGGCGGGUUGGCAGCGCCCAGAUAACCAGAGAACCCAGGUUUAGAAGCACCUUUCUCUUCCCGACGAGGACUUGCUCUUAGCACCAGGCCAUGAGGAACACCAGCAAGGAGGUGCAGGGCACCUCUUACCGCUACGCUCCCUGUGAUUGGUAUUACCACCUACCUGUGAAGCGUUCUGAGAAGCCCGUGGGUGCCCCACCAGCAUCCCAGAUCCCAGGGCUCAGUGACUUGAGAGACUCCCCAAAUGUGAAUUUGCCCCGUGCUCGGAGAUACUGGAUAAAAGAAACAGACUCGGAGUAUGUGAAAUUGGCUAAGCAAGGUGGCAGACCUGAUUUGCUGAAGCACUUUACCCCUGGAACCAGGCAAGGUUCCCCAGUAGCCUACUCCCUGCCAGACUGGUAUAUUCACCACAGCAAGCCUCCAACAUCUCACCAGCGAGAAGUCCCUGUGGUCUCCAUUCCAGAUUACAUGGUGUAUGAAGAGUUCAACCCUGAUCAGGCCAAUGGUAGCUAUGAGUCCAGACAAGGCCCCUUUGACUUUGACAGGAAAACAAUUUGGCAAAGAGAGGCUGAGGAACUUGAAAAUGUGAAGAGAAAGGUGAAACUGCCAGCUAUUAAUUCCAAGAAUCCCAGCAAAGCAGGGACCCCAGUUAGCCACAAAGACCCUGAAAGGAACAGACUGUCAUUGCCUCCUAUGCCUGGUCCAAAAACCGGUUCACCCACAAACUUUUCCAAACUUAUCAGCAACGGCUACAAGGAUGAGUGGUUACAGCAGCAGAAGGCUGAUCCUGACAGGAGGACUCCAAAGACCUCCAGGGCAUCCGUGUCCACUCAGUCCACAGAGGACUCUAAAAGCAACCAGGACACAGAGACGCCUCAAAAUCCAGAGACCCCUGAAGGCUCUGAGAAAACUCCAGAUGCAGAAGCUUCCCCAUCAGAAUCAACGCCAGAGGAGCUCAAAUAACCCUGGAUGUGCUAUCUAGGACACCCUUUUUAGUUGCUAUCUGUAGCGCGACAACGGGCAGCUAUACAGGCUCCCGUUGUUCUAUUUUAUUAAUGUAGAGUCUUAUGGAA
Messenger RNA from Grammomys surdaster, 1462 nucleotides. It is a transcript of the gene CUNH7orf57, whose product is annotated as chromosome unknown C7orf57 homolog. Bases 480 to 1352 code for a protein of 290 amino acids. The record is from RefSeq and is a predicted model, not a curated record. The transcript has 7 exons. Lineage: Eukaryota; Metazoa; Chordata; Mammalia; Rodentia; Muridae.